Molecule: messenger RNA, 1632 nt
Organism: Saprolegnia diclina VS20
Lineage: Eukaryota; Oomycota; Saprolegniomycetes; Saprolegniales; Saprolegniaceae
Exons: 3
Coding region: 1-1632 (543 amino acids)
Molecular function (GO): protein binding
Source: RefSeq, a predicted model, not a curated record
AUGACGCGGCUGUCCAACCUUUUUGACUAUGGCAAGCGCCGAGCGCCAUUGGGCGACCUUCCGCCAGCUCCAGUGAUCGACCCCAAAGCCCAGGUUGAGCCGAACGAGUCUGCGAAGCGCCACCCCGCGCUAGAGAAUGCUCUUCUGCUGCGCACGUCAAUUUCGAUCGCAUCAACAACAUCCACCGACUCGGCGCGGUCCAACAUGGCGUACAUUACGUACAUGGCCAAGUGGAACGACAAGAGCCUUGGCUUGCUUAUCAAGAAUCGCCGCAACAAAAGCAUCGUCAAGGGCAAGACAGAGGCGGCCGAUGCAAAAUGCAACCCGGACCUACGCCAGAUCCAGCAUGGCGACGAGCUCAUCGGCAUCAACGAGCACUCAACGAUCGACAUUGGCUUUGAGGCAACGAUGGCGCUGCUCAAGAACAUUGUGAAGCCAGCGAUCCUCUCGUUUCGGCGCCAGAUCCGCGAAGUCCACUCCAACAACGACGACAGCUUCACCUCCAACGCGGCGUCACUGCGCCUCUCGGACGUCCCGAUGCCCGUCGCGUCGGUCGAGUACGAUGCGACGCCACCGCCACCAACACCGCCAGUCGCUACCAGUGUGAGUGUCCCGAGCAAUGCAACGACCCUCCCGAGCAAGUUUCGCAGUGGUCCAGAGGUACCUCCGUCGACGGCGGCCGACUUUAUCGAUACGGCGCCACCCAUGACUCGCACAAAGUUCAACGGCAUCGACGUCGUGCCGGAACCGUACUGGAGCGAUGGUCUACGCGAUGACUACGACGAUGAUGACGACGGUAGCCGCGACAGUCUCUUCGAUUACGACCCACAGCAGUACGCCAUGAUUUCGAGUAACCGUUCGAGUUUGAUGCCCUUGUCGACGCGCCGAGCGACACAAGUCAAGACGGGUGAGAGCGUUGUGCCGAUGCUCAUGUCGUCACGGUCGUACGACGCUGACGACGACGCUGGUGUGUGCAAGAGCGAGUUCAUUCCGCUUUCGAUGGACCACCGCGACGGCGCGCACGUGUUUACGCUCGUCCAGUGGUACGGGGAGCCGCUUGGGAUCGCCUUGCACAAGAAUAGCGCGAACCAACUCGCCGUGCUCUUUUGCACGGGUGAGGGCAUUGCAGCUGCGGUCAACUGCAUUUCUGUCGGCGACGUACUUGUCUCGAUCGCCGAGGUGCCAAUGAAGCGCUUCACGCUGCCGGCGUGUAUCGACUUUCUCCAGGCAGCUCAGAAGCCUGUUUCGCUGCUGUUUCAGCGCCUUGAGCACAUUAUUGCGGACGGCUGCGCGAAGCCUGCGGUGGCGCAGCCUUCGCGGUGCGAUCUGGCAGCCUGCAUCGAAAACAACAAGCUCUUGCUCCGCCAGGAAGGCCCCUCGGAGGUCACGAUUGAGUGGGACGGUGACGACGUCUGGGGCUUGCAAUUCAAGCACUACUACGUCCAGAUGGCUACUGUGCUUGUCGUGAGCAAGGCCACAAAGCUACGCAACGUCCGCGCCGGCGACCGCCUUGUAGCCAUCAACGGUGUGCCCGUCGACGAGAUCGGCGUCUUUGUUGCUAUGCAGCAGCUCCUCGCCCGCACACCCACACACCUCACAUUUCAAUGCCACGACCGAGACUGGAUGGUUUAG